AUGUCGAGUGACGAGGACGAUUACCUCUCUGCCAAGUUUCUCACUGAUAUCGCACCGGAUACUAAAUCGACAGUCAAAACAUAUUCUCAGAUCCGCAAAGAUGCUGAAAAACGCUCUCAUCUCAAGCAGGAACGCAAUCGAAUCAAGAGUCGUCGUGAGCGGGAGGUCGAGGCUCGAGAGGAGGGUCUCAGCAAGUCUCUCUUCGAGCGGGCCAAAGAAGAGGAAGAGGCCGGCCUUAGCAGCAACAAGGCCCUGUCCAUGAUGAUGAAGAUGGGCUUCAAACCCGGUCAAUCGCUUGGUGCACGACAGAACGACGACGAGGACCAGCAACCCGAGGCAGGGGCAUCCAGGGUCUCUGAACGAGGCCGCUCCAGUACUCCUCUUGCCGAUUCGCCUGCCAGCGGUGAACAUGAAUCCACCCCAAACCCACAGCGGUCCAAACCCCAUCUAACAGAACCCCUACCGGUGCUCGAGUGGAAAGGAAAACAGGGUAUCGGCCUUGGCAAACGAGCUCGUUCUCCUGAUGCUGCAGAACGAUUGGCAAAGAUAGCCAAGUUGGCUGAACAGGCCGAUCAGCGUGACUUUAGGGAGCGAGCACGAGAGAACUACAACAAUCGUCGAGCGGAAGGGAGACUAGGCCCUGCACAACGGACAUGUGCUACCUUGGAUGAACAGAUGGGGAAGGAGUUCAACGUUUUGUGGCUCAACCCCGAAAACGAGAAUACAUUUCCACCCGGCCUGAUUGACGCACUGGCCUUGCAUAGUAACCUCAUCUCCUAUAUCAGACCAAGUCAAGGCAGCGGAAAUUCAUCCGCCGCGGUCACCGACACUGAGCGCGAGGGUCUGAAAAGGCAGAUGCAAGCGGACGCUCUUGUUCCUCUUCGAAACGACGAAGAUGAUGACGGGACCCAUGAUUCGAAGGCAAUGAAGUCAUUGGUAUCCUCUGUAGAUCAGUUCUCGACUGAAAUACUCGAAGAAGCAACGCAGUUCUUGCGGCUACAGGCCCAAGACAGACUCCGUCUCGUUCUUUCGUAUCUGCGCUCCAGGCACAACUACUGUUUCUGGUGCGGAAUAAAGUAUGAGAACGAAGAUGAGAUAGCGAAUCAGUGCCCAGGACCGGAAGAGGAUGAUCAUGAUUGA
This is a messenger RNA of Coprinopsis cinerea okayama7#130, 1140 nucleotides long. RefSeq lists its product as hypothetical. NCBI's taxonomy places the organism in Eukaryota, Fungi, Basidiomycota, Agaricomycetes, Agaricales, Psathyrellaceae. The transcript is spliced from 5 exons. Gene Ontology annotation, cellular component: kinetochore. Gene Ontology annotation, molecular function: nucleic acid binding. The record is from RefSeq and is a predicted model, not a curated record. Bases 1 to 1140 code for a protein of 379 amino acids.